Molecule: messenger RNA, 801 nt
Organism: Schizosaccharomyces japonicus yFS275
Lineage: Eukaryota; Fungi; Ascomycota; Schizosaccharomycetes; Schizosaccharomycetales; Schizosaccharomycetaceae
Product: ribosome biogenesis protein Nop16
Exons: 2
Coding region: 101-721 (206 amino acids)
Cellular component (GO): nucleolus; preribosome
Source: RefSeq, a predicted model, not a curated record
CCAAGACCCAAAAACAAGACUUACCCAGAGCCGUCCAUAAGGCUUCCUUCAAGAAAGAAACAAUCUUUUCGUGUACUAGUUAAGGUACAGCAUCAGGAAAAUGGCCAAUCCUAGACAAAGAAGAAAACAGCGCUCCGGUCAUGCACGCCUUACACGCAGAACUGCCAAUCGCGUGAAAAAGCCUAAAACUUUUGGCAACCAUUUUAUCAGUGAAGCUUGGGAUAAAAACUUGACUUUAAAGCAAAAUUAUCAAAAGAUGGGUCUCAUUGUCACUCCGAAUCAUGCUACUGGUGGUACAGAGAAGCUUUACCCUACCCCCAAGCGUGAUGAAAACUACGAGCCUACCGCUGAGGAAUUAGAGGAGGUCAAGAAAAAUCUUCUUCCUGGACAGGCCUUAAUCCGUCGUAAUGACGACGGUGAAAUCAUUGAAGUCGUAUACGGAAAGGAAAAGACUUUAGAUGAUGUUUUAGAUGCUCCUAUCGACCAAGCUCCUGCGAAAACAGACCUCGUUGCAAAGCUGGAGCGGGAAGCAGCUGAGCGUGCAAAGCCCAGACAAAAGAAUCCUCUCAGUAAGUACGAACGGGAGUACGUCAACCGUUUAAUUGCAAAGUACGGUACUGAUGACGAGAGUUUCGAAAAAAUGGCUCGGGAUACUAAGUUGAAUCCUCGUUUGCAUAGUUCUGCACAUUUAAAGGCUCUGUUCAAGAGACUCGACUUGUAAUGUAGGUUUAAUUUAAGCGUUUUUUGGUACGGGUUAAGUCUUGGGGUUUUAGAUUUGGUUGAACACUGCGAGUGCGUAUA